AUGUCCAGAAAUCCAGGCACUUGUCCUAGUGGUAGUCCAAAUGGAAUAUCUCAAAUAAGGUAACCAGGGGAAGAACCUUUCCAAGUAACCCAAUGCAAACUGGAGGCAACAAGUUGGACAGUCAUUCAAAGACGACUUGCUGUAAGUGUUAAUUUCAACCAAUUCUGUACUUAUUAUAAGGCCAGCUUUGGAUAUAUCCAAGGAGAAUUCUUUAUCGGCCUGCAUCAUCUUAUGAUCACAGAGCAACUACACGAUCUUUUCACUCAAUUAAAGCAUAUCGAUGGCGACACCUUUUAUGCUAACUAUGAUGAUUUCAAGAUAGGCAGUGAAAAAGAUUUGUAUAAGUUGGAAAGGGUGGGAAAAUUCUUUGGAACGGCGGGAGACUCCCUUAAGAACCACAAAGAUAAAAAGUUCUCGACCUUUGAAAGUUGCGCAGCGGAGCAUGGCGGUGGUUGGUGGUUUCACUCUUGUUUGUCAAGCUCGCAUGGACUGUAUUACAAAGAAGGCGAAACGUAUUCUCUACAUGAUUUCCACUGGGGUCAAUGGAAAUAUUACUCUUUUACUUUUGUUCAAACUAUGAUAAGGCCAAAGUUCUCUUAG
Molecule: messenger RNA, 600 nt
Organism: Drosophila biarmipes
Lineage: Eukaryota; Metazoa; Arthropoda; Insecta; Diptera; Drosophilidae
Product: angiopoietin-related protein 6
Source: RefSeq, a predicted model, not a curated record